Misgurnus anguillicaudatus (oriental weatherfish) is the source of this 1713-nucleotide messenger RNA. The record is from RefSeq and is a predicted model, not a curated record. Lineage: Eukaryota; Metazoa; Chordata; Actinopteri; Cypriniformes; Cobitidae.
AGUGCCACCGACGGAAGUCUCAUCCAAUGCAUCCAUCUCCACGCUGGCGUUCCGUUUGGCCCGGGUCCGCACGCAUUUUCUACUUUUUUCGGAGUUCUCCAUGUCAUAAACAAACUGCUGCUGCACAUGCACUUUCCUUGUCCCCUGUUGAUGACGUUCGAGAGCGCGAGUUUUCAUUUGUCCCACAUUGAUUACGUUUGACAGCGGAAGCGCGAUUUCUCCCUCCUAUUUGAUCACAAACUAGCUGUAACUAUAUCACUGGGAUCGAAGGCAAUUGUUAAAUAAAAAAUUAAAUUAAACAAAAAUGAGCAGAUUAAGCCGGCUAAAGAAGCUUAUUAAUGAGCACAGCUCUACAAAGAAAUCCCUGAAGAUGAUUAAUUGGCUUCAGAAAAGGAAACUUCUAAAAACAAAAAUUAAAUGCAGAAUUUGUAAUCGGGACAUGAAAAUGAAGAAAAGGACGAACAGUAGAGACCAAUAUGCUUGGAUUUGUCGACAAGCAGGAGCACAUGAGGGAAGGGCAAAACAAAUUUCGGUCAGGCACAAAUCAAUAUUCAGUGGAUCAAAGGUCUCCUUCAAUAGGUGGAUGCAAUUCCUGUACAGGUUUUCUCAGGGUCUGCGGUUACGGCAGAUAGACAUGAUGGAUGACAGCAUUGCAGGCAGUUCGGCAACUCUUAGUAAAAUGGCAAAGAAAAUAAGGGAAGUCUGUGUCACAGCAGUUGAAAGGAUGCGAAGGCGUACAGGUCAGCUGAUUGGUGGAAGAAGGGAGUUUGUUGUGAUCGACGAAAGCCAUUUUCGGCACAAAAGAAAGUAUGGUAGAGGAAGAAUGGCUGGUGGGUGGAAAAGAAAGAAGUGGGUCUUUGGUAUGUUAGGUGUGAGACAUCAUCAGCAGAAAAAAUCCAGAAAACCUAUUCUACGUCUUCUGGAGAGAAGAUCUCGAAGUGAUCUAGUCCCUUUGAUUGUGCAUCAUGUGAGGCCUGGGUCUUCAAUUCUGAGUGACGAGUGGCGUGCCUAUAACAUCCUCCCUGCACUAGGGUACAACCAUCACACUGUCAACCACAGCAGGUGGUAUGUAGAUCCCCACACUGGUGCCCAUACCCAACAUAUUGAGAGGGCCUGGAGAUCUUACAAGGAGCAGAUCUGGAGGCUUAUGGGGAAAUCGUACUGAGAGUUUGCUUUCUGACCACCUUGCAGUGAUAGAGUGGAAUGAAUGGCUGGCAAAGAAACACUAUGAUGGUGCAUUUGGCAGACUGAUUCAUGACAUUUCAAGAAUGUACAAGUAGCAUUAUUUAGUCACUGUAACAAGCAUAAGAGUACUUUAUAUAAGAAUUUAUAUAAAACGUAAUUGUCAAAUAUUUGUUUCUCCGUUAUUUUGUUGCUUUUUUAUAUUUACUUUCUUUGUUGUUCAUUUUGUAGCUUUUUGCUUUUUAUGAUAUUGCAGAGGUUUAUUUUUCAUUUUAUAUGAAGUGUACAAUUGUACAGUUUAAGUUUUGCAUCUUGAAAUAAAUAUUUCUAUGUUGUGUAUUACUCUGUGUUGUGAUUGUUUCCUUUUUCUGUUUAAAAGAUAACUAAGCCUUUAAAUCUCCUUUAUAAAAGCUUUACAAAGCAUAAAUAGUCCUCACUUUAGAUGAGCUCACAAAAAUAGUUAACUGACCACUUCUAAACGUUUUAUAACUACCUGAAUUAAUCAUGAAUUACAGUAGGAAUAUGUGUUAA